This is a messenger RNA of Gasterosteus aculeatus aculeatus (three-spined stickleback), 2496 nucleotides long. NCBI's taxonomy places the organism in Eukaryota, Metazoa, Chordata, Actinopteri, Perciformes, Gasterosteidae. The record is from RefSeq and is a predicted model, not a curated record.
UAAACGUCGUUUCCAUCUUGUUAUUUCGAAAAUAUUAUCUUUGUCACAAUAGCAAAAUUAACGGGUUCUAUUUUGUUACGAGACCCUUUUAUUGGCUGGGCUGCACUAGUUUUUGAGCCGAUUUCACCAACAUCUACCGCGAGAUUCCCUUUUGUAAAAAAGUGCAUGGAUUCUUCUCCGCCGCCUCUUCCACCAGGAGUACAUUUGAUAUCAGAGACAGUACAAUCAUGGAUCCGACCCGGGGAUUUAAAUUCUUGGACACGGCGGCGAGCUCUGCUGCUCACUGAGGAUGGGAAGAAUAUAAACGGAUUUUUAAGACAACAUACCAGGUAGUGGUGUCACAGCAGAAGGAUGCCGCUGGGGAAGCGCACCAUCGAGCCCCGGCACCUGUGCCACACGGUGCUGCCAAGGAACAUCAAGAAUGAGCUGGAGUGUGUGACUAACAUCUCCUUGGCCAACGUCAUACGCCAGCUCAGCAGCCUCAGCAAAUAUGCAGAAGACCUUUUUGGAGAGCUGUUCAACGAGGCCCACACCUUCUCUUUCCGGGUCAACUCCCUGCAAGAGCGCGUGGACCGCCUCUCCAUCAGUGUCACACAGCUGGACCCCAAAGAGGAGGAAUUGUCUCUUCAGGACAUCACCAUGAGGAAGGCCUUCAGGAGUUCCACCAUUCAGGACCAGCAGCUGUUUGACCGAAAGUCGCUGCCCGUCCCGCUGCAGGAGAGCUUCGAGACGUGCGAGCGGCCGCCACCCCUCAACAUCCUCAGCCCCUACAGGGACGACGGGAAAGAAGGCCUGAAGUUCUACACCAACCCGUCCUACUUCUUUGACCUGUGGAGAGAGAAGAUGCUGCAGGACACGGAGGACAAGAGGAAGGAGAGGCGGAAACAGAAGCUGGAAAUGCCUUAUCUUGUGUGUCCCAAUGGCCUCAUAAGAGUCCUUUCCGAAACCCCUCCUCCCUUCCUCACUGCCCCAGAGUUGCAGGACCCCCGCAUGUAUGACCAGGUCUAUAGGUACUUGGACCUUCCAGGAAUAAAGGCGAUCGAGCGCCCGCAGGAGCCCGAGAAGAUACCGCGGAUGCCUCACGAUCGGAAGAAGGAGUGGCAGAAACUGGCACUGGGCGCCGAGCUCGCCCAGGACAUUCCUGACGACAAACACAGGGAGGCCAACGGAUCUGCUGGUUACCACGACAACAGGGCUCCCUCGUACAUGGAACAUUUGGACGGGCCCUUCUCGCUGGCGGCGCUGCCCUACACCCAGAUGAACGAGCUGCUGAACCGUACUGGGGACAGAAUGUAUUCACGGCCCCACGACCCUCCGCCGCCUCCACCCCUCAUGCACCCACUGGGAGAGAUCAAGCCACCCUCUGUGAUCAGCUCCAGUUCGGGUUUCUCCGACAGCAGACCCCAGUCUCCAGCCCGGACCGGAGGCUUCAACUCCAACACUCCUCCUCCGCCGCCUCCCCCUCUCCCACCUCCUCCUCCCCCUUUGCCCUCCUCAAGCCUGCGGGGCACUCCUCCACCCCCCAUUCCUCCUCUACCGGUCCAGCAGCAGCCUCUGGCUAUCCCGCCUGCCCCGGCUCCCCUCCAGAUCGCCCCGGGGGUGCUGCACCCGGCCCCUCCGCCCGUGGCGCCUCCCCUUCACUGCUCCCCGGCCCAUCUCCAGAAAGUCCUGGACAGGGGCCCACCUGCGGUCUCCGAGACACAGUCUGACGGCAGCGUCCUGCCUCCUCCCCCUUCGCCUCCUCCUCUGCCCCACCCAGGAGCACGGGGCUCUUUUCCCUGUCACUCAGGCCCGCCCCCUUUGCCGGCCUUCCCCUCGGCAGGAGCCAUGGCCUCGCCGCUGCCGCCCCACAGCCUGCACGAUUUCGGCAGCAAGAGGCACCAUCCGGCCAAUCUGCCGCCCAUCAGCGACGCCCGCAGCGUCCUGUUGGAGGCGAUUAGAAAAGGCAUACAGCUGCGGAAGGUGGAGGAGCAGCGAGAGCAGGAGGCGAAGCACGAGCGCGUCGGCAACGACGUGGCCACCAUCCUGUCGCGGCGCAUCGCCGUGGAGUACUCGGACUCCGAGGACGAGUCAGAGUUUGACGAAGGAGACUGGAUGGAGUGAUGGCGAUCGGAGGGAUGUGAGAGGGAGAAAAAAGCAGCGUUGGAAGCAGGAGAACAAAUGUGUUCAGGUGCGCCCCGCCCCCGCCUCUCCCCUCUCCUCCACCCACCCUCCAACCACUGCACUCACCUCGUCUUCAAAGAGACCUUUCUACUCCGGAAGGGAGGGAAUCAUCAUUGUCGCCCACUUUUUUUCUUUUUUAAUCGCCGUCUCAUGGUUCGUGUGUCGGAGUAGAAUCUCCACUUUCUAGUGUUCCGAGGGAAGUUUUUGCAUUGAUUCUUUUCUGCACUACCACGUGACCUUGUUUUGUCUUUACUAUUGUUAAAAAAUAACUUCUUUUUUUUUUGAGGAACCACUUGUUUUUGUUUAUUUGUACAUCGAUGUGAAGAAAAAAAA